Molecule: messenger RNA, 770 nt
Organism: Labrus bergylta (ballan wrasse)
Lineage: Eukaryota; Metazoa; Chordata; Actinopteri; Labriformes; Labridae
Gene: cnep1r1
Product: CTD nuclear envelope phosphatase 1 regulatory subunit 1
Cellular component (GO): cytoplasm; Nem1-Spo7 phosphatase complex
Source: RefSeq, a predicted model, not a curated record
UUGGUUAGUACAGCCUGUCCAUCAGGAGAGGGGAAGCAGGAGCACAGCCAACCGCAGGCUGCUGUGCCGGGACUAGCAGACAUGAACUCCUUGGAACAGGCCGAAGACCUGAAGGCUUUUGAGAGAAGACUGACAGAGUAUGUCUCCUGUUUGCAACCUGCUACAGGCAGGUGGAGAAUGAUUCUGAUAGUGGUGUCUGUGUGUACGGCCACUGGUGCUUGGAACUGGUUAAUUGACCCCGACACACAGAAGGUUUCUUUCUUUUCAUCACUAUGGAAUCAUCCCUUCUUUACCAUCAGCUGCAUCACUCUUAUAGCUCUCUUUUUUGCUGGGAUACACAAACGGGUCGUGGCACCAUCAAUUAUUGCUGCUCGCUGUCGGACAGUUUUAGCAGAAUACAACAUGUCCUGUGAUGAUACUGGGAAACUUAUUCUCAAGCCUAGACCGAACAUCCAGUAACCGAAAGCUUGAAUGUGGAGGUCAGAUAAUGGACCUGCUUUUUUUUUGUCGGCCACUGAUCAGUCCGUGUCUGUCAUCCUUGAGCCGGUUUAAACUACAACAAGAGAAACAGUGUCAUCUUGAUGGAUGUGUUUGGAUGAAGGAAGAAAUGAACUGAAGGGGCCUUUUAACUGUGUUGCUGGUGGAUCUCACAAUUGCAGAAGCUCAUCUGUCUUUGAUAUAUGGUUUAUUUCUGAUGCUGAGCAUGUAUUUUAUCAAAAUGUUUCUAUUUUUUAAAGUUAUUUACCUAAUAAAUACUUAAAAUAUGAAAA